Messenger RNA from Myxocyprinus asiaticus (Chinese sucker), 1631 nucleotides. It is a transcript of the gene ckmb, whose product is annotated as creatine kinase, muscle b. The coding region runs from base 183 to 1325 and encodes 380 amino acids. Gene Ontology annotation, biological process: phosphocreatine biosynthetic process. Gene Ontology annotation, molecular function: creatine kinase activity. The transcript has 7 exons. NCBI's taxonomy places the organism in Eukaryota, Metazoa, Chordata, Actinopteri, Cypriniformes, Catostomidae. The record is from RefSeq and is a predicted model, not a curated record.
UCUCCAAUGGGGCUUAAGCAGGUAUGAACUGAGCAACCAAUGGGCAGCAAGUGUCGAAGUAUAUAAACCAAAGUCUGACAUCUUGAAAGGCUGGGCAACCCCUACAUUGGCUUUGGUGAACAGGAUCUGAUCCCAAGGACUGUUACCUUUUCUCCUGUGCAGAUCAUCGGAAAAGUGCAAUCAUGACUAAGAACUGCCACAAUGAUUACAAGAUGAAGUUCCCUCUGGAGGAGGAGUUCCCUGACCUCUCUCAGCACAACAACCACAUGGCCAAGGUGCUGACUAAGGACAUUUACAACAAACUCAGGAGCAAAUCCACCCCUAGCGGAUUCACCCUGGAUGACUGCAUCCAGACCGGUGUGGACAACCCUGGCCACCCCUUCAUCAUGACCGUCGGCUGUGUGGCUGGUGAUGAGGAGUCCUACGAGGUCUUCAAGGAGUUGUUCGACCCCAUCAUUUCUGACCGUCAUGGUGGCUACAAGCCCACUGACAAGCAUGCAACUGAUCUGAACUGGGAGAACCUGAAGGGUGGGGAUGACCUUGACCCCAACUACGUGCUGAGCAGCCGUGUGCGUACUGGCCGCAGCAUCAAGGGAUUCACACUGCCCCCCCACAACAGCCGUGGUGAGCGUAGGGCUGUGGAGAAGCUUUCCAUUGAGGCUCUAAACAGUCUGGAUGGUGAGUUCAAGGGCAAGUACUACCCUCUCAAGGACAUGACUGACAAGGAGCAGGAGCAGCUCAUUGCUGACCAUUUCCUCUUUGACAAGCCUGUUUCCCCACUGCUGUUGGCUGCUGGUAUGGCCCGUGACUGGCCUGACGCAAGAGGCAUCUGGCACAACGUCAACAAGACUUUCCUUGUCUGGGUGAACGAGGAGGAUCACCUGCGUGUCAUCUCCAUGCAGAAGGGCGGAAACAUGAAGGAGGUCUUCAAGAGGUUCUGUGUUGGCCUGCAGAAGAUUGAGGAUGUCUUCAAGAAGCACAACCACGGUUUCAUGUGGAAUGAGCAUCUCGGUUUCGUUCUUACCUGCCCCUCUAACUUGGGUACCGGCCUGCGUGGUGGUGUACACGUUAAGCUGCCCAAACUUAGCACACACGCGAAAUUCGAGGAGAUCCUGACCAGACUGCGUCUACAGAAGCGUGGCACAGGUGGUGUUGACACUGCCUCCGUCGGUGGUGUGUUUGACAUCUCCAACGCUGAUCGUCUGGGCUCCUCCGAGGUGCAGCAGGUGCAACUGGUGGUUGAUGGUGUGAAGCUCAUGGUUGAAAUGGAAAAGAAACUGGAGAAGGGCGAGUCCAUCGAUGAACUGAUCCCUGCCCAGAAGUAAAUUGGCAAAUGUGCUUCUUUUUUUGUAUUUUUCUUCUUUCAUACAAUCAUGCCAUCUGUCAAGCACACUUGCUUGACUUUUCCAAGAGACACUCCACCCUGCUCCCUUUUUCCUACUUUUUCCUCCUUCCUUUCUUUACUGUCAUCUUCUUUUUCCUGUCCUUUUACUUCUCAACUUCAUGUUCCUUCUGUAACAUCCUGGGAUCAAAUGUCCACAUGGCUGGAAUAUCUGGCUGUGUUGUAUUCACCUAAACCUUUUUUUUUUUUUGGUUGUACAAAGUUAAUAAACAGCCCCAAGUAACAAUCA